AUGUCGCGCGCAAUUGACACGGUGGCCCAGCCAGGCGAGAAGAAAAAGAUGCGGCUCAUUGUCGCCAGCUGCAGCAGAACCGGUACCUUGGGCCUCCAUCAAGCACUGGAGAUGCUGGGCUAUACGCCCUACCACAUGAUCGACGUCAUGUACAAGGGAAAGAAGCCCCAUAUGAAGGUCUUUAGUGAGGGCAUCAUGGCCCACCACAAUCGCUUCUCGGGGAUCAAGCGGUAUGAAACCGCCGAUCUGGAGAAGUGGAUGAGCGAAUACGAUUGCCUACUGGAGAUCCCAAGCUACGUUGGCCCGAGAGCCCUCGAGGGGUAUGCGGCCGAUCCGGACGUUAAAUUCAUCGUGACCGAGCGGUCCCCAGUCAAAUGGGCCAAAUCAAUCAACAACACCAUUGGUGCAGCUAUUGUGCUGGGUUCCAAAUUCCCCAUGAACAUCCUGCGGCGGGUUGACUCCGAGCUUGGGGAAUUCUGGCACCUCGCGGACUUGAUGUAUUGGGCCUACUCCGACUCGACGAACCCGGGAGACCCUGACAAUGAGGAGAUCCUUGCCAGGAACUACGUGGAGUACAUCGACACCAUCAAGCAGAAGCUGCCCAAGGAUAGACUCCUCGUUGUCAAGCUCGAAGAUGGUCUCGGCUGGGAACAGAUUUGUCCGUUCUUAAAACUGCCCAUCCCAGAGCAGGAAUAUCCCCGUGGUAACGAGCCUGAUACGUUCAAGAAGAUCGUUGAGGGCUACCUCCAGCCGAGAGUUACGGCGGCCAUGCUGAAACUUGGCACAGUGAUGACUACGGUUGGAGUCGCUGGCUUUUUGGGAUGGAGAUACUUCCGGUGA
This is a messenger RNA of Aspergillus terreus NIH2624, 840 nucleotides long. RefSeq names its product sulfotransferase family protein. The transcript is spliced from 4 exons. NCBI's taxonomy places the organism in Eukaryota, Fungi, Ascomycota, Eurotiomycetes, Eurotiales, Aspergillaceae. The record is from RefSeq and is a predicted model, not a curated record. Bases 1 to 840 code for a protein of 279 amino acids.